Molecule: messenger RNA, 6279 nt
Organism: Eriocheir sinensis (Chinese mitten crab)
Lineage: Eukaryota; Metazoa; Arthropoda; Malacostraca; Decapoda; Varunidae
Product: GATA zinc finger domain-containing protein 14-like
Exons: 9
Coding region: 902-5500 (1532 amino acids)
Source: RefSeq, a predicted model, not a curated record
CUCUUAGCUCGUUUAUUCAGAGUGAAUUUGACCCUGUCAUGAAAACGUUUGAAUCUCUAAGUGUUGGAAAGUCGUGGCUUAAUCACGCUAAUAUUCUAUUUUUAGAAGAGAUAACGAGAAUAAGCGCUUCUAUUAUUGUUUCAUUAAGCACUUACAGAAUCUUUCAUAAAUGGAGGAAUGCCCCCCAGCCGAAGAGUUUACUUUCCUCCAAGAAGUGUUAGAAUGACUCGCGGGGACCCGCUGGCCUAGUUUACGGCACAUCACAACAGCUGCUGCUGCUCGGGAGAAAGGCCGCUCUCACGGAUUGACCAUUAUUUUUCCUCAAUGACGCCUUGGCUGAGGAAGAUUUCAGAUUUCAUCGUGUGUGUGUGUGUGUGUGUGUGUAAGGGUGGAGCCACUAUGGAGAAAGUACGGCUACAAUACGAUGAGCGACACUCACGGAGCGUCUGCCAGCCACUCCCCCGUCACCAGCCAGCGACGGCACCCACCCGCACCUCGCCGGCGACAAGCGUGUCCCGCAGCUGCCUUGACGGAGUGCCGCGACGAACCCAACGCCUCGCCUCUAUAGUGUUGACCCUUUACCCUGUGACAAGACACUACUUCUCAGACGUAUACAUAGAUAUAUAUAUAGAGAGAGGAAAAAGGGAUACCCCAAAGCAGAAGGCAUACCAAUAUCACUGGAAAAUGAGCACAUCGGACUGGCGGGGUUAAUAAACCACACCCACGCCGCGAAGUAUUAUCAUAAAGAACACCGGAGGGCUGUCAGAACCAUGUUGACCUGAGGCUUGCGACGUUGCCAGAGGAGACGAAGAUUGCAGUGUCAGAGUACGUAGAGUGCCCUUGUGCUUGAGUUAGCGGCGCCGGAACACAGCAGCAGCGGGGCAUUCCUCGAGCGAGCAACAUGAAGACGCCACUGGUAUUGUUUUGGAUGAUGUUGGUGACCUUUGCUUUGGAUGAGAUAGGAGCGACAUCCCGCCUGUCCUCUGGCGCGUCCGAUGCUCAGGAGAGAGUUUUGACCCCCCCCAUGCCGGCUGAGCACAGACAUUACGGCCCGGGGGACUUCAAGAGUCGCGGGCUCUUCUCGUCCCUCCUUGCUCCCUUCAUGGGGGGCUUCCAGCGUUCCACACCUGGCCAUCAGGCGAGGGAGAGGCCGCGCCCCGUAGCCUGGAGGCCCGGAUACACUAAUCAACCCCACAAGCGUCCUCCACCCCAGCCAACAGCGCGGCACCCACCCGGAGUGUUCCCGCAGCAGGUGCAGGCGGAGAUGAGACAUCCCCCGAACAUAGUACUGCCCGCCCCGCACGGUGAGCAGCUUCCUGACGCCCCCCAUCAUGACGGCCUGCUGCAGGAGACAGCCCCUCACCCAUUCCCCUUCGAGGAUCCUUCAGAGUGGCGACACGAUAACGUGAGGCAUGGCGGCAACGCCCCCUCCAAGAGCCUCCUGCCGCCUGGUGAGCCUUUCUCAUCACAUUACGAGCCUGGCUUCGAGAAAGAAAACACUUUCUCGCCUCUGGAUACUCCAAGCGACGGGGAACUUCGCGAGGACGAAUGGCAGCCGUUCCAGCCGUCCUCCGAUGCCUACCGCUCCCCUGAGGAUGCCAGCGAGGAGUUCUUCAUCACCAGGGACACGCUAUCCCUACAGGAGGAGGUACCAGUCACAUCCCCCCAACCCCCGCACCGCCCCUUCUUCCCCAGCACAAUCCGCCCCCGCGCCCCGCCGCCCCCACGCCACAACCCCCCAUCAUUCACACGACCACCGCCACCGCCACCAUCCCCUUCUUCUGGGAUCCAAACUGGCCCCCAGGACUCUAAAUCUCCCACCUCCUCCUCUUUCUUUAACUUUUCACCUCAUAGCUCCUCCUCUUCUUCUUCAUCCUCCCCCUCCUCUUCUUCCCCACCACCACAAUCUUUUAGGACAGCCCCAACAAACUCACCACUACCACCAAGCACACGCACUCCACCCCCCACAACCAAAUUCACACCCCACAACACACCUGCAUCCCCUCAUUCCACACCUACCUCGUUUCAACGCACCCCCACACCUGGUCACGUUAGACCCUUUAAAAAAGUACACCCACACACCUUGAAGAGCCACAAAACACCUUCCCCUUCCCUGCAGAGCCAACACGGGGGUCACUUUACCUCGCAGAAGGAUGACGGUGGUUUCCCUCACCCCUCCAGUCAACAGCCCAACUCCCAGCCUCCGCGAAGGCAAGAAAACCGUUUGCAGCAGACACAAACUCAACAAAACCGCUUCCAGUCACCACCACCGAAUCAAAACAGCCGUCUGGAGUCUAAUCAACGAAACAGGUUCCAGUCACAACCUAAUCAAAACAACCGUGGGAAUUCUAAUCAGCAAAACAGUUUCCAAUCUCAACCGAAUCAAAACAAUCGCCUAGAACCUCCUCAACAAAACAGGUUCCAGUCACAACCGAAUCAAAACAGUGGUCUGGAGUCUCCUCAAAACAGAUUUCAAUCACAAUCGAAUCAAAACAACCGUGGGGAUUCUAAUCAACAAAACAGAUUCCAGUCACAGCAGAAUCAAAACAACCUUCAGGAGCCUAAUCAACAAAACAGAUUCCAAUUACCACCGAAUCAAAACAUCCAUCUCGAGCCCCCUCCACAAAACAGGUUCCAAUCACAACCGAAUCAAAACAAUCACCAGGAGCCUAAUCAGCAAAACCGUUUCCAAUCACCACAAAAUCAAAACAAUCGUCACCAGUCCUCACCGAAUGAAGAUAAUCGACACAAUAACCCCCAAUUUUCACAUGAUCAAGGAAGCCAUUUAGAACAUCAAGGAAAUCAACAGCCCCAUUUGAGCCCCCCUCCACUUCAUCAGCACCAGACUGGAGGACCGGAACUUUUCGGAAACGAGGAAGAUCAUUUGAAACCACCGCAGAAUCAACAGGACCGCUUCGAGUCUUCACACCAUCAAGGGAACGGUUUCCAGUCUUCAGGGAAUGAACAUAAUCGUCUCCAGUCUCCAAACCACCAAGAGAACGAUUUCCAGUCUUCAGAAAGCCAUCAGGACCGCUUCCAGUCUUCAGAGAACCAAGAGCACGAACCCGAACACCCACACAACCAACACGACUCCUUUAUUCCACCACAAAACAAACAAGACCAUCUUUCGCCCUCACUGAACGAGGAAAUACAAACAACAGUAUUACCCGACCAAGAGAACAACCCAAAUUUCAAACGGACUCCCCAACCACCACCAACUCUAACGACCAAACGAAUGCCGUCAAUUCGUUUCGGAAUCAACACGUCAAGAAAACCGAACCCUCAAAGGCUGCCUCAGAACCCGGAAAACAGAGAUGCAGACUCACAAAACCAACCCACUCAUCAACAACCAAUUCCAGUCCAACAAAACGACUUCCCAUCGCCACAGAAACAUCAUCAACAGUCUUUCCCGAAUCAAGAGAACCAAUUUCCAGCACCAGAGAACCAGGAGAGUCACUUAGAGCCUCCAUCAGAGCAACAGAACCCUUUCCAGAGCCUACCACCAUCUUUCAAGAGCCAGGAGAACCUCAGUCAACCUCCACUUGGCAAAGAAAACCUUCAUCCACCUCCCAGACACCAACAGAACCAAAAUCAACAUUCACACAACCAGCAAGACGGUUUCCCGCAACACUCAGAUCAUCAGAACUCUCAGGAACACCCACCUAAUCAACACAGCCUCCAGCAACACCCAGAUGACCAGAACAUACAGCAACACCCACAAAACCAGCAUCCAGAGCCUAAACAACAGCGCCCCUCAAAUAAGCAGCACAAUUUUCAAGAACAACACUCACAGACUCAACAGACUCAACACAGCCUCCAGGAGCAACACCCACAUAACCAGCACAGCUCCCAGAACCACUUAGAAAACCAACAGAACUUCCCGCAACACCCACAGGACCACCAGAACCCUACGCACUCGCCACCACAGAAUCAAAACAAGUUGCAGAGUCGCCCACUUCACCAAAACAACCCGCAACACUCGCAGAACGAACAUACCAACUUUGAAAACUUACCGAUCCAGCAACAUGACCCAUUGCAACACCCACAAGGCCAAGAGAACCCAACACAACACCCUCCAAAGCAACUCAACCCUUUCCAGCAACCUCCUCCACGUUUCCCGUCGCUUCAAGAUCAACAUACCCAACAAGCAAACUUACGACACCAAAACAACAAGACGCCAAGUCCAAAGUUCCCGCUAGAGCCUCUUUCUCCGCCAGACCGAAGACAGCAUACGCAAACGCCUCCUUCAGAAAACUCACCUCGCGUCCCAUCUCCGAACUCAAGACUCAACUCACAACAAAGCCUCGGAAAUCCCUCUCGCAAACGACCGAGCCGCAGACCGCCUUUUGCAACCACUCCUUCAAGCACAAAACCCUCAUUCGGUGCUGCCUCUCCCUCUUCCUUCCCUUCCUCUCCCUUUGAAUCUCACUUAGGCCACGAGGAGGAGAUCGUCAAAGGAGACAGAAGACCUACCCCCACCCACCCCAUCCCAGGUACCGGGUUUGUGCCUUUCGACAGCAGUGAGGACUUCUUCAACCACGUCUUCCAGGGCACAACCUCCUUCGGCAGGAAAAUCAAGCCUGAGACGAAUGCCACGAGAACUCCCACUCCUAAUCCCUCCCAUUACCCCAAUCCCUCACGGCUCUCUAACCACAACCUCAAUCCCUCCAAAGGCCGCCCCUCUCCUCAUACCUCCAGACCCUCCUCUCGCCCCUCUCCCCACUCCUCCCUCGCCUCCUCCAGCUCAACACUUCAUCUAUCUUCAUUCCCCUUCCGAUCCUCUCCCCAUUCCUCACCCCACUCCUCCUCUUCACAAUCUUCCUCACUCCCUGCACAGUCUCGCUCCAAGCCCUCCUCUCCCUCCUCCCCCGUCUCCUCCUCCUUCUCCACCUUCUCCCUUUCCCCCAACUUGCAGGGACGCCAACAAGAGGCACCCGAAGACGCCGAGAGAGGCAGCGAUGAUAAGCUACUGAUUCGGAGCUUGAGGGAUUCCACGCACCUGAGGGCGCGGCCGAGUAACGGGCAGCAGCAGGAGGAAGUGUCUGAGGGGACAUCGACCCAACACUUCGGGCAAGUCGUCCACACGGGAUCACACGCUGCCAACGGGGACGCCCACGACUCACAGCAUUCUCCAGACGUCUCCAAUUUUAACGUGAUGGUGUUGCCGUACCAGACUUUGCAGGAGCAUGGUGCCGCCGCUCCGCCAUCUGACUCCUCCCUAUCAAAACAGGAUUCCGCGGAGGACGUGUCUGUGUUCCUGGUGCGGCAACAACACUCCAACAUCUCAAAGACACACGCGAGCUCUGGAUCCAACCCCUUUAGUACCAUAGGGGAGGCAGCAGGAACGCAGAAGAAGGAGUCUGCGUCGUGGGGCGAGAGCUCGGGAGAGGCGACACCUGACGAAAUUGCAAAGAUACCGGGCACCCUCCAAACCCCGCCCAUUGCCCUCUGUGAUCACGGCUUCUGCCCGGACCCGCCCACCGCCCCUUCUGACAAGUAACCCGCCCACUGCCGCCCACCCGCACCCACCGCCCACUUUGCACCUCCUUAGACACUGUAGUUUCAAGGUCACAGUUGUAAAUUAGUGUCACUCCACAGUCACUCCUUUCUUAGUUGUCAUUGGUCCCUCUCACAGACCUUUUCUCCUCUCUUCUCUUCUUUUCUCUUUCUUCUCAGUCUUUCCUUUUCAAUCGUGCUUAUUUAUAUAUAUUUUUUUAUCAUUCCCUUCCACUCUUUUUUCCUCAUUUCUUUUCCUUUCAUUCUUAUUGAUUCCUUUCACUUACUUUGUCAUUUUCUCAUUAGUCUCCCUUCACUCCUUUUCCUUCUCAUUUCUCUUCCACCUCUACCAUCCCUUCCACCUCUCCCAUCACCUCCACCUCUCCCUUCCAGCUCUCCCUCACCUCCCUUUCUCCCUCCCUUCCGCCUCUCCCACAAUGCAUCAACUCAGGUUUGUUAGUAAGCAGCUCAGAGUAGUAGAUGAUAUUGUUGCAGUGGUUGUUGUUAGUUUAGAAGUUGUUGAUUGUUGUUUAGAUUGUUGUUGAUUGUUAUAGGAGUGUAGACGAUUGAUGUUGUUCCUGUAGUAGUAGCUAACUGUAGAUAUUCCCUGUAGUUUCUCUAUAGCUGCUGGUUUUGUAUUCCUUCUGUUGUCUGUAUUUGCUUAAAAGGUAUGCAUUUAUUUAUUGACUUAUUUAUUUGUAUAUUUAUUUACUAAUUUAUGAAGCACUUUUGCAUUCAUAGGCAUAACAUGUUUUGUGAUGACAAUAAAACUGUACUGCAUUA